AUCCGUUUCCGUGGGCUUCAGAUCUCAAGAGCCACGCCCGUCAAGGAUGCCGUCUGGGGUGCACCAGCAGCAGCGGCAUGGAGAUACCCCCAGGGAAGACACUGGGCAGAACAUCGCUGCCGAGUCGGCGGUUCGGAGGCGCAACCUGCACCAAUACCCGCCGCUGCGGAAUCCCUAGGACGCUCCAGAGGCGCAGCACCACCGGCGCGACUUCGAUAUGGACGCAGUGCUACAGAAUGAGGAUAAGACCGGGUCGAACACAACCAUGAACAAUACAUAUAAACCCAGAUGACUGCCUCUCGCUCAUAUUUGGACUGUACACCCAGACAAGUCAGGAAUCUCAAGAAGCCAUCUGUGCCCUAUCUUACCAUUUAUUCACUACCUACCAGUAGUCACGAUGCCUCACUUUCACGAGUCAUCUUCGAGCUCCUCGGACGCUGGGCCCGAGUUUGACGCCCAGAGAGCUUAUCAGCGUAUCGUCAGUGAUGAGGAGUACGCUGCUUCUGUGUCUUCUGAGAUUCCCUUGAGUCAGCAACUGGAGCCUAUCGCGGUCGUCGGGAUGGGAUGUCGUCUUCCUGGCGACGUUAGUUCCCCAUCCGACUUUUGGAAGUUGAUGAUGGAGAAGAGGAGCGGCCAGACGCCCAAAGUCCCUUCAUCCAGGUUCAAUAUUGACGCACAUUUCCACUCAGACAAUGACCGCCCGGGAAGCUUCAGUGUCCUCGGAGGCUACUUUCUCAACGAGACUCUUCAAGAGUUCGAUCCGGCUUUCUUCGGCAUCACCCCCGUCGAGGCCACAUGGAUGGAUCCGCAACAACGAAAGCUUUUAGAGGUCGUAUACGAAGCUUUCGAGUCAGCCGGUCUCACUUUGGACCAACUAUCGGGCUCUGACACGGCUUGCUUCAUGGCAACAUUCACGGCGGAUUUCCAGCAAAUGUCGUUCAAAGAGCCCUCAUUCCGCCACAGUCUCGCCGCCACUGGCGUUGACCCCGGCAUUUUGAGCAACAGAGUCAGCCACGUCUUCAACCUCCGAGGUCCUAGCAUCGUCGUCAACACUGCCUGUUCCUCGUCCGUCUACGCCCUCCAUAACGCAUGCAACGCCCUGCGAACCCACGAGUGUUCGGCAGCCGUGGUCGGUGGCAGCAACUUGAUCCUGACUGUCGACCAGCACAUGAACACUGCCAAGCUGGGCGUGCUUUCGCCGACGUCGACUUGCCAUACGUUCAACAGCUAUGCGAACGGGUACGGCCGUGCAGAAGGGGUUGGGGCCAUUUACCUGAAGCGGUUGAGCGAUGCAGUCAGAGACGGCGAUCCCAUCCGCGGUGUCAUCAGGUCCAGCGCAACGAACAACAACGGAAAGGCACCAGCGGUGGGCAUCACAUACCCCGGGUUCGAUGGGCAGAGGAACGUCAUGAGGCAUGCGUACCAGCGCGGGGGUUUGAAUCCCAUGCUCACGGGAUACUUCGAGUGCCACGGGACGGGAACAGCCAUUGGCGAUCCGCUGGAAGUCCACGCCGUUUCUGACAUUAUGAAUGCCACCCGGACCGAAGCAGAUGGGCCCCUGCACAUCGGUGCCGUCAAGACGAAUAUCGGACACAGCGAGGCGGCCAGCGGGUUGUCUGCCGUCAUCAAGGCUAUUCUGACAGUAGAACGGGGCAUUAUUCCCCCCACCCGAGGGGUCACUGAUUUGAAUCCAAAGAUUGACUGGAAAGGUUGGCAGGUGCAUGUGCCUACGGACCCGACACCGUUUCCAAAGCAUCUGCCUGUCACGAGAGUCAGCGUCAACUCUUUUGGAUACGGCGGCACAAAUGCGCACACCAUCAUCGAGAGCCCCAAGUCCCUGCUCGUCGCACCGCAGAACUACAAGUACUCGAUGCCAGGGGCCACCACCAAGGGCAAAUUGGCGCGCGGAGCAGUGAACCGCAACAGACCGUAUCUGUUGGCGUUUUCUGCACACGAGAUGGGGGCUUUGAAGAGAAACAUUGCUGCCCACGGUAGUGUUGCUACGGAUUACAGCCUGCUUGACCUGUCGUAUACCCUCGCCAACCAUCGCACUCGCUUCCAAAGCAAAGGCGUCGCGGUCACGACGCCAGCGACCCUGAAAGGGACUUUCACCAACAGCCUCGGCAACUUUCUUCUUUCCGAUAAGAAAGAGACGGCUCGUACCCUUGGGUUUGUCUUCACAGGACAGGGCGCGCAGUGGGCGCGGAUGAGUGCGCAGCUGAUGACAUACUACCCGACCUUUCUCUCGGCGAUUCGGCGCAUGGACAUGGUGCUCGAGGAUCUCGACGACGGCCCGUCCUGGACCCUGGAAGAGGUCCUCCUCGAGGACCCGGCCGUCUCCCGCGUCAGCCAGGCCGAAUUUUCUCAGCCGUUAUGCACCGCAAUCCAAGUUGCGCUCGUCCAGCUCCUUCAACUCUGGGGAAUCAAACCUUUAGUAACCCUCGGUCACUCGUCUGGCGAGAUCGGCGCUGCAUUUGCCGCUGGCUAUUUGUCCGAGGCCGAGGCUAUUCUAACGGCAUACUACCGCGGGCAAGUUGUCAAAGAGAUCGAUUCAGCCGGCGCCAUGAUGGCUGUCGGUCUCGGCGCAGAGGCUGUGGCCCCUUAUCUAGAAGCCUACUCGGCCAAGGUCGUCAUCGCCUGUCACAACUCACCAUCUGGUGUCACUUUGAGCGGCGAUGCCGACGCCUUGAAGGAGAUCGAAGGGGCCCUACAGGCCGAAGGUGUCUUUGCCCGCCUCGUCAAGACCAACGGCAAGGCAUACCACUCACGUCACAUGCUCCCAGCUGUGGAGAGAUACGAAGCCCUUAUCCGGAAAGCAAGCCAGAACAGUCUCGCAAAGGUUGUAUCUGGGAAGGCCAAGAUGGUGUCUUCAGUCACCAACUCUGUGUUGCCUGAGGAUGCGGUGCUCGACGAGAAGUACUGGAGUGCCAAUCUCGUCAGUCCGGUGCUUUUCAACCAAGCCGUGCAGACGGCCCUUACGGACAAGUGUCUGCCCAAGAUCGACAUCUUGAUCGAGGUUGGACCUCACUCGGCUCUCUCGGGGCCGAUCAGGCAAAUCAAGGCCGAGCUCAAGGCCGAAAGUCUGCAAUACUUGCCAAGUCUCGUCCGCGGUUCUCGAUGCGCCGAGCAGAUGCUCAAGCUGGCUGGCGAGUUGUUCUUGCGCAAUUACCCCCUUGAUCUCACGAGAGUCACGGCAAUCGAGGAGCUGUACCCGUCCGGGAAGAUCGUCCCGCGAAGAGGUGACCUCAUUGUGGACUUGCCGCCGUAUCAAUGGGACAAGACCAAAAAGUUCUGGGCCGAGUCCCGCGAGAGCAAAGAGCAUCGCUCCCCACGUUUCCCACGACACGACGUCUUGGGCCAGCUGACUGUCGGCGGCUCCUUGGCCGAGCCGACGUGGCGCAACGUCCUCCGUAUCAGGGACCUCCCUUGGCUCCUGGAUCACUCGCUAGGUGGAGAGGCGGUUUUCCCUGCGGCUGGAUAUCUCUCCAUGGCCAUGGAGGCCGUGACUCAGAUCAAUGAAGUGUCGGAAAGCCCAGCUGACAUCGACUCCUACAUCUUUAGAGACGUCUCCAUUCAGCAAGCACUAGUUACCCCCGACGACGACAACGGCAUUGAGGUCUUGUUGAAUAUGCGCCCGGCAAAGCUGGGCACUGACGAGGCCGGCAAGCAGUGGUGGGACUUCAACGUCUCAUCCGUUUCGUCCGAAGGGCACCGCAAGAAUCACAUGGCAGGAAGAAUCAGCAUCAACGCGAACAAGCGCAGGCCCGUCGCCAAGCAGAUACCCAAUCUGCCGCAGCGUGCCUCCGGCAAGCUCUGGAAUCAAGCGCUGAAGCGGGUCGGGUUCAACUACGGCCCGACCUUUCAAGACAUGAAUAACAUCACCUUUGACGGGGUGACGUAUUGCGCGCAAGCCGAGACCAAGGUCAAGACCGCCGUGAUGAAGGACGAGUCCCGCCACGUCCUCCACCCAGCCAUCUUGGACUCGUGCUUGCAGCUCAUGAUCGUCGCCAUCUGGGCCGGACGCGCCGGCGCCAUGAAGUUUGGAGCCGUGCCCGUCAGCGCCGAGGAAAUCGUCAUUUGGAAGCCCGCGACAGCCCAGCUGACUGGUGAUGCCGGCGCCACCGCAUUCUCCUGGAUAGACCCACGCGGCCAGAGGCUGUUCAAUGCCCACAACCAACUCGUCGCAGGCGACGGGCAGGUCUUGAUGGAGAUCAACAGCAUGCGCUGCACUGCGUACGAAGCCGCGAUCCCGCAGCGUCUGGAAGAGCCGAUGUUGCCGAGGCCCUAUUCCCAGAUCAUCUCCAAGCCGGAUGUGGCGUGGAUGCGUGGUGACCAGAAGCAGCUCGACGUCGUCGACUUCGUUGAGUCGGCCGAGUUCAAGACCCCCGGCCUUCGAGUUCUGAUCACGGACGCGGCUGAUGCCGGGUCUCUCAUGGCCAGAUUGCCUGAGCUGAAUUUGACCGUUCUUACCAGCUCCAGCGAGCUCGAGACCGAAUCCGAGUUGAGCAAGUUCAAGCAUGUCUCCUUUGAGCCGCUUGACUGGACAGCCACCCCGGCGGCUCAGUCUUUCGAAAAGAUGAAACACUCGUUUGACCUCGUCAUUGCUCUCAACACGACCCCCCAUGCACUGCGGCAUAUUCCCGAGCUCUUGGCCGGAGGAGGUCUGGCUAUCUUGAGAGAAGACGAAUCCCUCACUGAUCAAAGUUUGAAUGAAGCCGGGCUCUCCGGUCGCGAUGCAUCCCUGAAAGACGGUGCGUUUGUCACUUCGACUAUCAAGCAUGUCGACGGGUCUCCAUCAACGCCAGUUCACCUGGUGUGCGGUUCAACUGCCUCAGAACACGUCGCCCGAAUGCAGGCUCACCUCGAGGGCCUCGGCUUCAACGUCGAGUGUCUCAGGCUAGGGGAGCCAUGCCCGCCCGGUGCCAACGUCAUCAUGUUGGCCGAUCUUGAGCGUCCUCUCGUGGCAACCAUGUCAGAGUCGGAGUUUAUUCAUUUGCAAAAGACUCUGAUCGAUGCCGCAAACAUUCUGUGGGUGUCCUGCGGUGGCCUCUCGGUGGACAGCCUGAGCCCCGAGUCCGCAAUGACACAGGGGCUCCUGCGUUCACUGCGAUCUGAAAGAGCCUCCCUCAAGGCAACGCUCGUCGACUUCGCUCCCAGCGAUCUUGACUCCGAUGGCUUUAUUUCCAUAGUAUCGUCUCUGUCCACCGCCCUAUUCGGCAAUGAGCGACAGCUCGACACCGAAUACCUUGCGCGCGACGGCCAGCUACUCAUCAGCCGCCUCGUCCCGUCGGAUCGGGUUAACGAAACAUACGGCAACGCCGGCGGGGAGACGCGGCCGCAGUCCUUUGAUGCCGAGGCCAGACUUGUAGGCAAGAUCGAGGCCGGUAGAGUGGUCUUCCAAACCGAUGACUCGGAUGUGGAGCACUUGGAGCCGGAUGAGGUUGAGUUCCGUGCAUUGGUGACGGGCCUGAACAGCGAGGACCAGGCCGUUAUAUCGGGCGCCUCCUUUGAGACCGACUUCAGCCACGAAGCUUCAGGCGUUGUCACCAGAGUCGGCGCCGCCGUCACGAAAGUCUCUCAGGGAGAUUGCAUUGUCGCCUUCAGCUCGGACGUGUUCUCCAACUACCAGCGCGUCCAAGAGUGCUUGGUGCAGAAACUCGACCGGACAGAGACCCCUUCCACUAUGGCCAGCCUCCCUAUGCAUUACGGCGCUGCCCUCUACGGACUCCAGACCCUGGCAGGGCUUCAAGCCGAGGAGUCGGUUCUGAUUCUUCCCGGAGCGGGGCUCAUCGGGGCGGCUGUCAUCCGGACCGCCCAGGCACUCGGCGGUAUUCCGUACGUCGCUGUGCGUGACUCGGCCGAAGCGGAGGACGUGUCGACAACUUUUGCACUCCCGAAGGAUCAGGUUAUACUCGACCACAUCCCCGCGGCGCUGCUUGGUCUAGAUAUCAACGUGGUGUUCUCAAGCGGCUCGGUCGACCCAGCCACAGCACGAGAGGCAUGGAGGAACCUGCCGGCCUUCUCGCGGUUUGUUAGCUGCGGCGCCCCCGCCGGAACCACGUCCCUCGACCACGUCCCAGCGGCUCGCGGUGCGAGCUACCUGUCCUUCAACCCUGUGAGCCUCUUCAAGAAGCCCCACGUACUCGGCCAGCUGCUCGAGAGGACGGUUGCGCUCUUCCGUCAGGGCUCCAUCCCUGCGCCGCCGCUGGCCAUCCGCAACAUCGCCGAACUCAACGAGUGUGCUGCCUCCUCCCCCGAUUCCCUUUGCGGGCCGAAGACGGUCAUCUCGCACGAGAAAGGCGACGGCACCGUGGAUGUUGUCCGCGCCCGCCCGCACCUGCGUCUCGACCCGGGCGCCACGUACCUCCUCGUCGGAUGUCUCGGUGGUCUUGGCCGAAGCCUCACAUCGUGGAUGAUGAAGCGCGGGGCACGCGGCUUCGCGUUUCUGUCGAGGUCUGGAACGGACUCGAGGCAGGCCGCCAUCUUGGUCAAGGACCUGGAGGCGCGAGGUGCGCAUGUCCAGGUUUUCAGGGGAGAUGCGGCCGUCAAGGAAGACGUGGAGAAAGCGGUCGGCUCGGUCCCGCUCGAUCGGCCAAUUCGCGGUGUCGUCAACGCCGCCAUGGUCUUACGGGAUGGCCUGUUCCAGAACAUGCCCUAUGAUAGCUGGACGACGUCCAUCCGGCCAAAAGUCCUCGGCAGCAAGAACCUACACGAAGCGACUGCUGACCUCCCCCUGGACUUCUUCCUCAUGACGAGUUCGGUGUCCGGCGUCCUCGGGACGCCGGCCCAAGCCAACUACGCCGCAGCCAACUCUUACAUGGACGCGCUGGCUCGUCUGCGCCGCUCCCAGGGCAAACCUGCGUGCGCCGUGAUCCUUCCCAUGGUCCUGGGAGUCGGCGUCGUGGCCCAGAACCUCGAGAUAGAAGACUCUCUGAAGCGCAUGGGCAUGUACGGCAUCGAGGAGGAGGCGCUUCUGGACUCGUUCGAGGUCGCCAUCCUGGAGCAGCAGCAGCAGCAGUGUGGGGGAGAAGGCCAGAAGGCCGCCGGGCCCGACCACCUCGUCGUCGGCCUCGACCCCGCAGAGCUGUACAAGGCAAGCCGCGAGGCCGGGGGCGACGUGGAGGCCUUCUGGGCCGCGGACCCACGCUUUUCGGCGCUCGUGCACGCCAUGCAGGUCUGCGGCGGCGGGAGCCAAGGAGGAGCCGACGAGGCGGGCUCGAUCCUGACGCGGAUCAAAGCCGCCGGGGAGGAGUCGGCAGCCAAAGCGGUCGGCCUCGUCCGCGACCACUUCGUGGCCAAGCUGGCCCGCAUACUCUUGGUCGACGAGGCAGAGUUCGAGGAGGACAGCGGGCGGUCCAUUGCGAGCUACGGAAUCGACAGCAUGAUUGGCGCGGAGCUGCGCAACUGGAUCUUCAAAGAGCUGGCGCUGGACAUCGCCUUCCAGCAGCUCCUGAGCCCGUCGCUGACCAUCACCAAGUUUGCUGAGCUGGUGUGCGUCACGCAGGGCAUCGUUCAGGAGUAGGGAGUCGAUAGAUUAUGGUUUCUUUGGUCGCAGCAGCAGCAGCAGCGGCAGUACGAGGACGGCUGAUAUUUCUUUCAUUACUCUCUUCCGGACGCAUCUCGUGACAUUUUAUUCCUUUUUCCACUAGCAAUCUGGAAAUUUAUGCGGUGGAAACAGAGCCGAGAAGACCUCUGCAUUCUGUCAACGGAGUUUCGUAGUCAGCGGUUGCGGCUU
Molecule: messenger RNA, 7735 nt
Organism: Colletotrichum navitas
Lineage: Eukaryota; Fungi; Ascomycota; Sordariomycetes; Glomerellales; Glomerellaceae
Exons: 5
Coding region: 398-7522 (2374 amino acids)
Biological process (GO): secondary metabolite biosynthetic process; fatty acid biosynthetic process
Molecular function (GO): fatty acid synthase activity; 3-oxoacyl-[acyl-carrier-protein] synthase activity; oxidoreductase activity
Source: RefSeq, a predicted model, not a curated record